Porites evermanni is the source of this 672-nucleotide messenger RNA. The record is from the annotation of a GenBank genome assembly. NCBI's taxonomy places the organism in Eukaryota, Metazoa, Cnidaria, Anthozoa, Scleractinia, Poritidae.
GCGGACUCCUCAGAAUGGUUUGAACCGGCCGAAGACGCGAACGUAUCUGGUAGACGCCACCGAAAAACAACAUCAUCAAAGCCUCAGAAAACGCAGCCUCAUCGAGCAGUUAAGACGAAUAAGCCCUCCCAAGGGGGCCCUAGCAGAGUGCAAGUGCAGAAGACGCAAAAACCCCAAAAAACUGUGGUUUUUGGCGAUGUAUAUAUCAUUACUAUGAACCCUUGUCUAGACCAGCCCGCGCCACCAUUCGGGAAGGUAGGCUCAUCAAGUAGAACUGCAAAUAAUUGCGGAGCUCGAUUAGGGGAACUUCAGACUGGAAACCCUCACCAAUUGACAUGUAGCCAUACGUUUUCUGUUACCGAGAAUCAACGAACAGCGGAAAAUCGGGUCAAAAGACAAUUGAGAACAGACGGUCUUGAUAUUUAUCCGAGUUGUCGAGGAGGAACCGAAUGGUUUUCAUUUCCCGGAAGCGGAGUACAGAGUUUGGCAGCCAGAGUCAGAGAAAUAUUAAACGAUGCAGGUGUUUUGGCACCGAGAAGUGACUGGGUUGAAUCAUCCAUCAAUCCUAGUCUUUCUCCAAAUCAAUCCCCGCAGUUCGUUUACAACUCAAAGUGGCGACAAGUUCCCUGCAAAGGAGAUGAAUUACAGCAUAUUACAUAUAAUUGUAAAUGA